This is a messenger RNA of Rhinolophus ferrumequinum (greater horseshoe bat), 2114 nucleotides long. It is a transcript of the gene RAB18, whose product is annotated as RAB18, member RAS oncogene family. NCBI's taxonomy places the organism in Eukaryota, Metazoa, Chordata, Mammalia, Chiroptera, Rhinolophidae. The record is from RefSeq and is a predicted model, not a curated record. The coding region runs from base 131 to 748 and encodes 205 amino acids. The transcript has 7 exons. Gene Ontology annotation, molecular function: GTPase activity; GTP binding.
UUCCCGGCUCGUGCAAUCUAAACCAAAAAGGUGGCAGUUGCGGAGCAGCGCGCAUGCGCGGAUAGGUCUUCCUGGUAAACGGUUGAGAGCCAGAACCGAGCUGCUGGGCUCGGAGUGGAGCGGGGUUAGGAUGGACGAGGACGUGCUGACCACCCUGAAGAUCCUUAUCAUCGGCGAGAGUGGCGUGGGCAAGUCCAGCCUGCUCUUGAGGUUCACAGAUGAUACUUUUGAUCCAGAACUUGCAGCAACAAUAGGUGUUGACUUUAAGGUGAAAACAAUUUCAGUGGAUGGAAAUAAGGCUAAACUUGCAAUAUGGGAUACUGCUGGUCAAGAGAGGUUCAGAACAUUAACUCCCAGCUAUUAUAGAGGUGCACAGGGUGUUAUAUUAGUUUAUGAUGUCACCCGAAGAGAUACCUUUGUUAAACUGGAUAAUUGGUUAAAUGAAUUGGAAACAUACUGCACGAGAAAUGACAUAGUAAACAUGCUAGUUGGAAAUAAAAUUGAUAAGGAAAACCGUGAAGUCGAUAGAAAAGAAGGCCUGAAAUUUGCACGAAAGCAUUCCAUGUUAUUUAUUGAGGCAAGUGCAAAAACCUGUGAUGGUGUACAGUGUGCCUUUGAGGAACUUGUUGAAAAGAUCAUUCAGACACCUGGACUGUGGGAAAGUGAGAACCAGAAUAAAGGAGUGAAACUGUCGCACAGGGAAGAAGGCCAUGGAGGAGCCUGUGGAGGUUAUUGUUCUGUAUUAUAAACUCUGGGAAACACCAUCUCUUGCAUAUUUGAUCAGAUAGUGACAUCUUUCUGUAUAUAAACUCAUCCUACUGUAUACUAACUGCUAUUUUAGGGACCUUGCAGUUUGCACAUAUUUGUUUUGUAUCAUGACAGUAAAUAUUUGCAAGAAAUCCCACUCAUUGGCUUUCCCAGGUAAAAUGUUAUGGUAAGCAUGCACAGUUUGCAGUCUACAGUUUUUUAUGUAACAUACCAUAGGUGUAUGUUUAUAAGAACAUUUGAUUUUUGUGAUUUUACAUUUAUCAUGUGAUUAAAGAAUAUCCACCUAUCUAGAAUAUGUUGAUAACAAGGUCUACUUUGGUCUUCUUUUCUCUUAGAUAUUCCUAUCAAUUAGUGAAUUAAUUGGUAUGUAGUACUCCUAGAACCACUGGGAGAUACACAGGUAUUCUCAAACCUGGCAGAUUUCUUCAGGAAUAACAAAGAGCAUGAUUCCACAGCUUUUCUAGGAUGUUUGCUGACAGAUUCUUUUAGUACUAAUUAAAAUUCUCUUUACAGUAUGUAGUCCAGACCAAUUUAUAAUUAAAUCUGUUUGUUCUGAUGAUGCUUCUAAAAUAGCAUUAAUAUGUUAUAGAAGUUUGGUCUUUUUAAUUUACUUCAAUGAGUAGCUCAGUUGCUUAAUUGGAGUUUUAAUUCUGUGACAUUUAUGUGGAUUCAUGACCCUUUGUGCAGCAUUUUUAGUUAUGUGGUGUUCAGCAGAAUGGCAGUAAGGUUUUCCCCCAUUUUGGUUUCGGGAGGACAUGAAUAAUGGAUUGAUGUGGCUCAUGUUAGAACUUGCCAUUUUUAAAACCAACAGCUUUUUCCGUAAACAUUGGUAGUGUUUGUCUAGUACCUCAACUGUAGCCUAUGUAAUGUUUAUGAAUAUCUGUAUCUUAUGACUUCCAUAAAUGGCUUCUUGAUAUUCAGAAACCUGUAUCUGUGUUUUGAGGGUUGGGGAAAAAACAAACACUAAAUGUCAAUUUGAGAAAGGCAUAUUUAUUGAUUCCAGAUUUUUAUGUGUGUGGGAGAAUACUAUUGCUAUGAAAGUCUUGUUUAUUUACUGUAACAAGUAGUCAAUAGUUUAUCAAAACCAACCGGUACAGACUAAUACAUCUUUUCCACAGUAUUCAUUUUGCUAACCUCUUGCUGUUGUACACUGUAUAUUUUUUUCACUCACAUGUUAUUUAAUUUACAUUGAUCUCUGCUAUUUAAACCCCCAAAUGAGUAAUGUUCCCUUCAGGCAGGACACUAUAAUACCCCUGAUAUUUCUGGUCAGUUUGUUCUCUGUAUACAGUUGCAAAUGAUAAACAUUUUUGUGAAUUACCUUUGCAAUACAUGUGAUAAUGGAUUUA